This is a messenger RNA of Physella acuta, 1284 nucleotides long. RefSeq lists its product as uncharacterized. NCBI's taxonomy places the organism in Eukaryota, Metazoa, Mollusca, Gastropoda, Physidae. The record is from RefSeq and is a predicted model, not a curated record.
CGUUUCCGUAUUUUGAAACAAUAAACAAACGCGGCACAAGGCUAGAAAAAUAGUCUUGUCAGAUUUAAUCAAACCUCGCCAAACGGAGCGCCCAAUACCGUCAGGCUGUGGUGUUUCGUCUAAAACUAACUUUGGUCUAAAAACUCACUUAGGUCUAAACACUAAGUUUGGUGUAAAAAACUAAGUUCUCCAGUCAAAUAUCGUGACGUCUCCUGUGUUGUUUGAGACCACACGUCAUGUCGCUGUGUGGGUCGUAUCUACAGCCCCGGCGGUGUAGCUUUCUGGAGUGUAAAGGACUUCAGAGCGGCGGCGCGAGGCUAUCCACAUACAGAGAUGAUUAUCGCUACAAGUACCCAUCUAAGUUGAGGCGCUACCCAGAGGAAGAAACGUGCAACGUCUUCAAGGAGACCCCAACCUGCGCUCCACAAACGAGCCAAUGCUUGCAGGAAGGCCAAACAUCUGACGCAUGCGCAGAGAGCUGUCAUACAGAGUCGUCAUGGCCUAAGCUCAGCGUAAAUAAACGUGAAGAAGAGCUCACUAGUCAGUCACAAGAUACCAAGAAGGUGCGGAUCUACUACACCCAGAUGCCCACAGUGCCGAGAGAGCCGCUGCCCCGGGAUAUACUAGAGCCACGCCUAACGGUGAUGAAAGCUACUCAUUGGAAGGGUUUGAAGAUCCCUUACGAAGACCCCAGGUUCGAACCCAUGUUGCUAUCCGACCGGGAUACGGAUUACAUGACCUUGACUUUGGACCCCUUCCGGUACUUCAGUCGGCGGAAAAAGUUCCCGGAAAAAAACAGGUGUCCAAACCUACCUCCGCCCAAGGACGCCUACUUCACACCUGAGCUUCUCGGUGACUUCAGCAGUACCCGGGCCACCAAGAUGAAAGAUGGCCGGGUGGCCAAGAAAAAAUUUCCCCGACCGCCCGCCUUCUUCAGGACCAGGCUUUGGUGACCCACCACAAAAGGGCCGCGAUUAAGAAUGUUCUGAUCAUCACAUUAAUUUCCCUGUAAUAUCAUCUACGAUGCUAGAGUUAAUGAAGCCUCAUUUAAUUAAUAAAAACUUAUUAAGUAAGGCCUCAUUUAACAAAGGACUCUUUCAUUGCAGGGCUGUUUAUCAUACCUAUUAAGAUAAUGAAUAGAAAAAUUAAUUACUAUCUUAUAUCAUCAAGCAUAAAUAAAUCGAGAUUAUAUUUUUUAAUGGUAAGUGGAUUUUGAAUGCGAGAAUGUAAAUUUGACGCUGUGAUAAUUACAUCAAAUAAAACAUUACAUCUUGAUCACACACU